AUGGCUCGUACUUCUCCUUAUAAGGAACCUUCUCUCCAUGGAAAAAUUGAGAAAUUCGAUGGGGAACAGUUCUGUCGAUGGCAGAAGAAGAUGCGUUUUCUUCUUACUACUCUCAAGGUGGGGUAUGUGAUUAGUACCCCAUGUCCGGAAGGUAACUUGGAGGAGGAAGGGGUCGACAAUGAGGAAUUGAAGAAGCGACUUCGUAAAAUGAAGAAGUGGGAGAACGACAACUACCUUUGCGUAGGACACAUACUCAAUGGUUUGUCAAACACCCUAUUUGACAUUUACGAAAUGUAUGCCAAUGCCUCGGAGCUUUGA
Molecule: messenger RNA, 318 nt
Organism: Linum trigynum
Lineage: Eukaryota; Viridiplantae; Streptophyta; Magnoliopsida; Malpighiales; Linaceae
Source: the annotation of a GenBank genome assembly